GGGGGGCUGGGACUCCGGCGCGUCCGUCCGCGCGAGACGACGACCGCAGGGCCGCGCGAGGGGCGACCGGGCCGGGGCCGCUGCACGCCGAGGGCGGAGGCCGACCGGGCCCCGCCGCGCCCCCCGCUCCGCGCCGAGGGCCGGACGAUGAGUUCCCCGGGGGCCGGAUGAAAGUUUUAAACAGCGGGGAGCUGCACUUUUUUUUUUAUGACUGAAGGCUCCUGGAAGGCUGUAGGAAUUGUCCCCGAUGUCACUCGAGGGUGGGACCUGGACCUGCACCAACCAGAGUUGGAGAUUUAUGAAAAUAUGCAUCAGUUUAAUACUGUCUUGGAAUUCAUGAGAUGGAAGCAUAGGUCAAAGCUGUUUGGAGAAAAUUGGAAGUACAGUUUUAUUUAGCCACAUCUCUGAGGAGUCAAGAGAAAACAGUGGAAAUUGGAGUCAUUGUCAAGUGAUUGAGACCUUUAACAACAAAAUCUCUUUGAAUAAAAAUCAUUUAAAUUAGUAAUAUAACAAGACCAGUGAUUAGAGGUGACAGCAUACAGGAAACAUUAAAAUUGAACAAUGACUCAGCUGUAUAUUUACAUCAAAUUAUUGGGAGCCUAUCUGUUCAUCAUUUCUUAUGUUCAAGGGCAGAACCUAGACAGUAUGCUCCAUGGUACUGGGAUGAAAUCGGACUCUGACCAGAAAAAAUCGGAAAAUGGAGUAACCUUAGCACCAGAGGAUACCUUGCCUUUUUUGAAGUGCUAUUGCUCAGGACACUGCCCGGAUGAUGCUAUUAAUAACACAUGCAUAACUAAUGGGCAUUGCUUUGCCAUCAUAGAAGAAGAUGACCAGGGAGAAACCACAUUAGCUUCAGGGUGUAUGAAAUAUGAAGGAUCUGAUUUUCAGUGCAAGGAUUCACCAAAAGCCCAGCUACGCCGGACGAUAGAAUGUUGUCGGACCAAUUUAUGUAACCAGUAUUUACAACCUACACUGCCCCCUGUUGUUAUAGGUCCAUUUUUUGAUGGCAGCAUUCGAUGGCUGGUCGUGCUCAUUUCUAUGGCUGUUUGCAUAAUUGCUAUGAUCAUCUUCUCCAGCUGCUUUUGUUACAAACAUUAUUGUAAGAGCAUCUCAAGCAGACGUCGUUACAAUCGUGAUUUGGAACAAGAUGAAGCAUUUAUUCCAGUUGGAGAAUCAUUAAAAGACCUCAUUGACCAGUCACAGAGCUCUGGUAGUGGAUCCGGACUACCUUUAUUGGUUCAGCGAACUAUCGCCAAGCAGAUUCAGAUGGUUCGGCAAGUGGGGAAAGGCCGGUACGGAGAAGUGUGGAUGGGUAAAUGGCGUGGGGAGAAGGUGGCGGUCAAGGUGUUCUUCACCACGGAGGAGGCCAGCUGGUUUCGGGAGACGGAAAUCUACCAGACUGUGCUGAUGCGCCACGAGAACAUUCUUGGUUUCAUAGCAGCAGACAUUAAAGGGACAGGCUCCUGGACUCAGCUCUAUUUGAUUACUGAUUACCAUGAAAACGGAUCUCUCUAUGAUUUCCUGAAAUGCGCUACGCUGGACACCAGAGCCCUGCUCAAGUUGGCUUAUUCAGCUGCCUGUGGUCUGUGCCAUCUCCACACAGAAAUUUAUGGCACCCAAGGAAAGCCUGCAAUUGCUCAUCGAGACCUAAAAAGCAAAAACAUCCUCAUUAAGAGAAAUGGAAGUUGCUGUAUUGCUGACCUGGGUCUUGCUGUUAAAUUCAAUAGCGACACAAAUGAAGUUGACGUGCCCCUGAAUACCCGGGUGGGUACCAAACGCUAUAUGGCUCCAGAAGUGCUGGAUGAGAGCUUGAAUAAAAACCAUUUCCAGCCCUACAUAAUGGCCGACAUCUACAGCUUUGGCCUGAUCAUUUGGGAAAUGGCUCGUCGUUGUAUCACAGGAGGGAUCGUGGAAGAGUACCAGUUGCCAUAUUACAAUAUGGUGCCCAACGAUCCAUCAUACGAAGAUAUGCGUGAGGUCGUGUGUGUCAAACGUUUGCGGCCAAUUGUGUCCAAUAGAUGGAACAGCGAUGAAUGUCUCCGAGCAGUUCUGAAGCUCAUGUCGGAAUGCUGGGCGCACAACCCAGCCUCCAGACUCACGGCUCUGAGGAUCAAGAAGACCCUCGCCAAGAUGGUUGAGUCCCAGGAUGUCAAGAUUUGACGGUGAAACAGUCAUGAGGACGAACUCUGGACUGCAGGAACUGUUUUCACCCAAGGGACGGGUGGCAUUAGGCUAGAGUAAGGAUGCUGACUUGGUUCUCAGACCCUCUCCUCACUACACCUUCACAGGCUGCUAAUAUUAAACCUUUCAGUACUCUGUAGAAUACAAGCUGGGAACUUCGAAACACUUCGUUCUUUAUAUAUGGACAGCUUUAUUUUAAAUGUGGUUUUUGAUGCCUUUUUUUUUUUUAUUGGGUUUUUAUGAACUGCAUCGAGACUUCAAUCCUGAUUUAAUAAGUCUCCAGUCAGACUCUGGGUACUGAAUUCUCUGUUCAUAAAAUGGUGCUUUCUGUGAAAGCCUUACUAAGAAGAUAAAGGAAUUCAGCAGAGAUGGAGAAAUAUACACUUUUGCCUUCUACCUGAGGAAAAUUAAUCUAUUUGUAUUCCACUUUGUAAACAGCCUAUGGGUUAUGAUCUGUUUGGGACACUACUUAGUUUAGGAUAGUGUGUCAUGCUUUGAUAUUGGUGUGUGUGCAUACACACCGCACACACCAGGAUUCCUCUGCUGCCAUUUGGAUUAGAAGAAAAUAAUUUAUGAAUGCACAGGAAGAUGUUGGUGGCUGUUGGUUUUGUGCUUUAAAAAAAAAUGCAUUUUCUGACCAAGAUUCUCCAAUCACACAAAAGCCAUUUAUUUACCUUGCAAGUGAGCUAGCUUCUCUGCCAACUUUAUUUUUUAACAUAAAAGUUGAUAUAAAGGCCAAAAGUUUAAAGUGUCUAUAGAUUCGGACUAUUUUCCUUUCAUCACCAUCUUUUCCUCCCUCCCCUCCCCUCCCUCCUUCCCUCCUUCCUUUCUUCUCUUUCUUUCUUUUUGGUAAUCCUCACUUUUGUCAUGAAAAGCAUCUUAUCCAAAGUUGGAACUUCCAAUGCCAUGAAACUUCUAAAGAAAACACUUCUUAUUGAAGUGAAUUACUAAUUACUGCAUUUGAUAGCAAUGUAAGUGCCUAUAACCUUGUUCUAUAUUCUUUAUUCUCAGUAACUUUUAAAAGGGAAGUUAUUUAUAUUUUGUGUGUAAUAUGCUUUAUUUGCAAAACACCUCCUUUACGACCAUAUUUUAUAUAUGUACAUACAUUCAGACUGUAGAAACCAGCUCUCGUGUACCUCAGAUCCCAUCCUUAAGGGAAGAAAAUUAAAAGAUCAUCAGGAAAAAAAAAUGUUAUAAAGUAGAACUACAUAUAAAUUUUCAGAAUUCAUGCGUUCAAAAUCUAGGACUUUGUUAUUCUGGCAUAGACUUUUAUCAAGAUGCUGUCGUCUCAAUUUUUCUUUAUGAAAGGAUCCUCCAAUUAGAAUUUUCUAUUUCAGAGCUGAUAUAAACUUAACGACUAUUUUGGGCAUUUGAAUCAUUUGAGAUUUUUGGUUUUAUGAUUUCUGUUCCAUAACUUGUGAAGACAAUGAAGAGUCAGGCAAAAAGUUCAGUAUCUACUCAUUACCUGUAUCUAUACCAUAUAGCUGUUAUUCAAUAAAAUGCUACGUAUUUUAUGGAUGCCUUAUCUCAAGGAAUAAUUCUGCUUUACUUAAACUUACACUUCUGCAAUGCCUUUUUGAUACUGUCUUAUCCUGAGCAAACAACUCAUGGGGGCAUAAAGUGAAAUCAUUUUCUUUGAAUGUAACAAAAUAAACAUGAUUAUAUCACAAUCCAGUUAAAAAUCUUUAAAGGGGAGGAAUCAGAGCAUGAAUCCGUCCAUUACCAAAAAUCUGACUGGCAUUUAAGGAUGAAACUCUUACGUAUUUAUCUACACGUACGUCAGACUUCACAAAUUUGGAAUCUGCUUUAACCGUUUUAACCAAGUUUAGUAAUUUUCAUCUAACAUAAUUUAACUUUGAAGUGUUGAUGAAGAUGAGUAAAUGUACGUGUAGAUAGUACCCAAUAACGUGCUCUUCCAGAAUGUUCUCCCCUAUACUGAGAGAGAUUCUGACCCAUGUUGCCUUGUGAUUUAAGAACACUUGUGAGCUCUGACCUUAAUCUAAGGUUAAUCGUGCUUUAUUUUUUAUGGGCUAACCUAUAAAUCUUGAACAUUAUUUGUCAUCUUAAUAACAAAGAACGUAUGUAAAGAAAGGCAAGCUCUCUUACAAAUGUUGAAAUAGCGUGUGGAAGCAGACCGUUACUGAUAGUAUAUACGUACAAGCUCACUAUGUUGAUUUUUUAAAAUAAAUUGAUCUGUUAAAAGUGGUAUCAAGAAUUAACCUCAGCAACUUGUUCAACAAAAAUAUUUUCUAAGGUAGCAUGUUCUUUAAAAAGCAAAUGAUGCCAUGUUUGAAAUCCUAAAGUCCAAAAAAUAUGCUCGAAACUUACUUUCUUCUCUCUUUACUCUCACUGUUAAAUUUCUAAGUUCAUCCAAUAAGGGAAAUACAUAGAGACUAAGAGGAAGUAUUACCUGGUACCAUGUAGUUGAUACUUUAUAAAACCCUAGAAGGCAUUAUUGGGCCCCACUCACAAUUUAGUAUUUUAAAAAUGUGUGGCUUCUGUCUGUCAUCCUUUUAAAUGAGUAAAACAUAAGAACAAGCAAAAACCCAAAGCAAGUUUCUGAAGUACAGAAUUUGAAUCCAAUUUCUCUGGAAAUGUUUUCACGAAAGGUCUUUCGGUCAACCUUUUAUGUUGCAUUUCCGAUGGUCUAGAAGUGUCCCUAAAGUUAGAAAGCAGCCUAUGGUUUCUGAAAAUUACGUUUUCCUAGAAUGGGCCGGAUCUUUUAUUUGUUCACUCUAAACUACUCAGUACCGUGUUCUUUCGUAUGCUUUGCUUCUGUUUAGAAGAAAAAUGUAAUAUAACGUUGAAAGAAUCCUGUAUCUCUUAAACUCGCCCAAGAUCAAAUUUGAUAUUGAAUAAUUUAUUCCAGGCAAGAUUUUAUAAACUAAAUCUCUUGAGUUUCUUUUCAUACACACUGUUUGGAAAUGUUACAGAUACUUAAAAUAAUCCCAACAGAAAUACUAAUUGAUUUUUUUUUUCUUAAAGACUGUUGCAGCUCUUAUUCUGCUUAAAGGAGUGGUAUUUACUAUUUGCUUGGGUCAGCUGUUAACAUAGGGGAGCGGUUCAGCUCCCUCAGUGCUCUUAGGAGAGUCACAGUGGAAACUGCAGAAAGCUGACAUGUUCGUAAAAGCUGAGUUAAGUCUCGGGCAGCAGCCUGCGAAGCCACAUGCAAUGAUCAAUCCCAUAAGGAAAGUAUGUGAAUGCUGCUUUUGCAAAGGAUUAAAUGUAUUAUUGUAAUUUUAGCUCGUGUUCUGUACUAUGCUUUCCGUGGAAUCAUUUAAGCCCUUUUAGUGACCGUUGUCCUUGCCCAUUAAGAAACUAAAAUGUAGUAUAUAUUGUAUAAAAUGAAAAUACCAUUAUAGCUUCAUUAGGGAAGUUGUACAUAGACAUUGAAAGAAGGGUUAAAAACGAUUUUAUUAUGCAAUUGUAAAACACCAAAAAUACAGAUUCAUCUUUGAUAUGUAACACACUAAAUGUAUUUUGUACAGCAUCUGGUUUAAAAGGUGCCUUAUUAAGUUUACCAUUAAUUGCUUUGUUCUAUAUAUAGAUUACAUCCAGUGUAUCAUUUUUAAGUAAAUAACCUUAUUUUAGUAUACUUUA
Messenger RNA from Nyctereutes procyonoides (raccoon dog), 5781 nucleotides. It is a transcript of the gene BMPR1A, whose product is annotated as bone morphogenetic protein receptor type 1A. The record is from RefSeq and is a predicted model, not a curated record. Gene Ontology annotation, molecular function: ATP binding; transforming growth factor beta receptor activity, type I; SMAD binding. Bases 562 to 2160 code for a protein of 532 amino acids. Gene Ontology annotation, biological process: protein phosphorylation; cellular response to growth factor stimulus; BMP signaling pathway. Gene Ontology annotation, cellular component: plasma membrane; signaling receptor complex. The transcript is spliced from 14 exons. NCBI's taxonomy places the organism in Eukaryota, Metazoa, Chordata, Mammalia, Carnivora, Canidae.